GUCUGCGGAAGCCCAGGCCGGGGCUCCUAUUGGCUGGAUCAGCCGGGGUGACGUCAUUGGGCCGUACUAAGUCUAGGGUUGGGCCUGGAGUCGGAGCCAUUACUGCAGGAAAAGGUCCCGCGGAACGGAUCAGUCAAGAUGUGUGACUUCACUGAGGACCAGACUGCAGAAUUCAAAGAAGCCUUCCAGCUGUUUGACCGAACAGGCGAUGGCAAGAUCCUGUACAGCCAGUGUGGGGAUGUGAUGAGGGCCCUGGGCCAGAACCCUACCAACGCCGAGGUGCUCAAGGUCCUGGGGAACCCCAAGAGUGAUGAGAUGAAUGUGAAGGUGUUGGACUUUGAGCACUUUCUGCCUAUGCUGCAGACUGUGGCCAAGAACAAGGACCAAGGCACUUAUGAGGAUUAUGUUGAAGGCCUUCGGGUGUUUGACAAGGAAGGGAAUGGCACAGUCAUGGGUGCUGAAAUCCGGCAUGUCCUUGUCACACUGGGUGAGAAGAUGACAGAGGAAGAAGUUGAGAUGCUGGUGGCAGGACAUGAGGACAGUAAUGGUUGUAUCAACUAUGAAGCGUUUGUGAGGCAUAUCCUGUCGGGGUGACGGGCCCGUGGGGCGGAGCUCGUCCGUAUGGUGCUGAAUGGCUGAAGACACUAUACCCAAUAUCCCCAGAGCCCGUGCCUUUUCCUGUGUGAGACUGUUUAUCUAGCCUGAAGGUGUCCUAGGCUCUCUGGUCACAGCACCUUUCCCACCUUGUCUCUUUGGGAUGAUGUUUGCCAUCAGCAUUCACCAAAUAAACUUGUUCUCUGUGCCCCUAA
Messenger RNA from Otolemur garnettii (small-eared galago), 809 nucleotides. RefSeq names its product myosin light chain 6 (gene MYL6). NCBI's taxonomy places the organism in Eukaryota, Metazoa, Chordata, Mammalia, Primates, Galagidae. Gene Ontology annotation, molecular function: structural constituent of muscle; calcium ion binding. The transcript is spliced from 7 exons. The record is from RefSeq and is a predicted model, not a curated record. Bases 139 to 594 code for a protein of 151 amino acids. Gene Ontology annotation, cellular component: myosin II complex.